AAACUGCAAAUACGCGGGAUUCUGCUAUCACAAGGCAAUAAAUCUUAAGUAGUUUGUGGUGUAUGUACACAACGUUUAGUUGAAGAAACCCCUCUGAACUACCUUCGAUCCCUCUCACGUGACCAUUAGUGCCACCUCCUCAUAGUCGGCACAAAUAAAGCCUUUUUAUAUCCCUGGCCGUGAUAAGACUAUGAUCUCUGUCAUGCAGGGCCUGUUCGUGGGCAAAUGAAACGAAUCUUUUCCCAGGACUAUUUUGACCAUUUUUCGGGCACCACGCAAUUUUAAUGAUAGGCCCGGAUUUACUAACUGAUGCAGCAGUUACUGGCAUGCUUAUUGUAUUUCAGGGAACAGCUUCGCUGCUCGUUCCGCGCCACAAAACCCUCCGAAUUGGGCGAAACCGCCAGCUACGCGGGCUACUCAAACAGGGUCUGCCUUAGCUACCUGUCGAGCUGUCGCGCUUCCGAAUGAGAGACAAAAACUAAAACAUUACAUGGAGGUGUCUUGGAGUUCAACGACCGCUGACUACUUCUUGUUAUGUAGCGGGCGCAUCUCAUGUUACACGCUAAAGACGCGAAGGCAGACGAAAAUCAAGCAGUCAACUGUGAGAAUCGAUGAGGCUGUUAAGAAAAUCAAUAGGCUAUGCAACACUCGGAGUCGGGUUAGCCGGUGUAACGGUUUCUCUUGUGUAUGGACCAGAAGAGUUAAAACGUAAAGUAACCUCUAAUGGUUUGGUACGCGUUGCAAGGGCCGCUCGCACGGUUGUUUUCAUUAGUUAUGACUACAAAAGAACUCUCUGGGGAAUUGACAGGAACUCUUCUGAAUAUUCAAAACUCAAAUCUCAGGUUCACUUGAGGUCUGCUUCGAGUUUGCGUGACCUGUGUUGUGUCAAUGGAGGGGCCUAUAUUAAAGUGGGCCAAUAUGUGGGGUCCUUGGACUAUCUGUUGCCCUCUGAAUAUGUACAGACCAUGAAGGUCCUACACAGUGAUGCGCCUCAGAGCCCACUUGGUGAUAUUCACCAUGUCAUUGAGGAAGAGCUGCAUUGUAAAGUGAAUGAGGUGUUUGUCAGUUUUGAGGAGAAGCCUAUUGGAGCUGCAUCUCUUGCACAAGUUCACAGGGCAACCUUACAGGAUGGUAGAGUUGUGGCUGUUAAGGUGCAACAUAGAGAUGUGCAAAAGCAUGCUGCUGUUGACAUGGCAACACUUGAGAUCCUAGCUGUAGCAGUGUCGUGGUUGUUUCCAGAGUUCAAAUUCAAGUGGCUUGUGGAUGAAUCAAAGAAACAUCUUCCUCUUGAACUAGAUUUUGAACAUGAAGGAAGGAAUGCUGAGAAGAUUAUGCACUUUUUAAAGAAGUUUCCAUUUGUUAAGAUUCCAGAGAUUUACUGGCAAUAUUCAACGAAGCGUGUGUUAACAAUGGAAUUCUGCGAGGGAGGCAAGGUUGACGAUCUACCAUACAUGAAGAACCACAAGAUAUCAUGUGAUGAGGUUGCUCACAAGCUUGGCCUUCUUUAUAGUGAGAUGAUCUUUGUUAAUGGAUAUGUACACUGUGAUCCUCAUCCAGGCAACAUUCUUGUCCAGCGUAAUCCCCAGAAUGGGGUGGAGAUUGUAUUCUUAGACCAUGGACUGUAUCAAACAUUAUCCAGUGAUUUUCGCAUGAACUACUGUAAGAUGUGGCAGUCGCUGAUACGAUCAGACCUGGAGGGUAUAAAGCAGAGCAGUAAGGCCUUAGGCGUGGAAGAGAUGUAUGGUUUAUUGGCCUGUAUACUGACAGCCAGAUCAUGGGAAGUCAUAACUACUGGUGGAAUCGACCAAGGACCUGUCACUGAUGAUGAGGCGGAGGAAAUCAGGACAAGUGCAGCAACAUACGUAACAGAGAUAACGGAACUGCUUAACCGAGUACCCAGACAGCUACUACUGCUUCUAAAAACAAACGAUUUGUUACGGAGUAUCGAUUAUAGACUCAACACGAGCGAUACUUCCCGAUCCUUUAUAACCAUGUCGCGGUGCUGCAUACGCGCUCUCACCAAGCAACGGCUGAAAACCUGCGACGGUUGGAGGGACUGGUUCCGAAUUCAAACUGAUUCUACUAUGAGUCAUCUAAGAAUUACGCUCUAUCAAAUGUACGUCUCUGGCGUUUUUUUGUCGCUUAGAAGACUUUUUACAAGUCUUAUGGGUGCAUUGACGUUUCUUUGAUAUAGGGUGACUGGCGUAAGACUUUACAGAUUAAAUUUGAGGAAUGUAAAUUUACUAACUGAACUAAACACUUUUGAUUUUCUUAUACGAUAUUUGUGAACUUGCACGCGACCUUCAACAGGUGUUUUACAGUCAAACGUAUACCUGAGAGUUUAAACCUUGCGAGCAUAACUACAGUCCUCGCAUUUAUCCAAGAAAAUUCCUUACUAGGUACAAAUACCUCCACGGACUGAAUAUUUAAAAAAUCAAAUUGUACAGAAAUUAUUUACGUUAUGUUUCUCCCAGUUUUAAUACUGCGGAUUAUUUUCACCAUGAAAGGGAAGAAAUAGCAUGUCUUGUUGAAUGUUGUGCAACAUUUUACUUGACUUAGCUAUGAGUUAACCUUGUCCGUUGAUAAAUGGUUUACAGGUUGCUUAAUGUUGUGUCUCCAUCUAUUGUCAACUUUCUGGAAGAUGUAGUACUAAAAAGAUGCUACAAAAAAUAACUAAACUCAAGUCCUUUGUGGGGGAAGGGGAGAUUUUAAGAAAUAAUCUCUAAAGUGAAUACUGCUAAAAUGAGUAGCUGCUCAACCCACUCAACUGUGAUGCAAAGAACGAAAAUAAACUCCAAGGAAAAUUCUAAAUAACACCUAACUCGUGAAUUUCGUUUU
Messenger RNA from Orbicella faveolata, 2838 nucleotides. RefSeq names its product aarF domain-containing protein kinase 1-like. The record is from RefSeq and is a predicted model, not a curated record. Gene Ontology annotation, cellular component: mitochondrial inner membrane. Gene Ontology annotation, biological process: mitochondrion organization; lipid homeostasis. NCBI's taxonomy places the organism in Eukaryota, Metazoa, Cnidaria, Anthozoa, Scleractinia, Merulinidae.